Molecule: messenger RNA, 3052 nt
Organism: Chlamydomonas reinhardtii
Lineage: Eukaryota; Viridiplantae; Chlorophyta; Chlorophyceae; Chlamydomonadales; Chlamydomonadaceae
Exons: 6
Coding region: 94-399 (101 amino acids)
Biological process (GO): photosynthesis
Cellular component (GO): photosystem II; membrane
Source: RefSeq, a predicted model, not a curated record
AAGGACGCAAGAAGCUCUCGUCAGGCUCUGCCGCAGCCCACGCAACGCACUCGCUCCCACCUCUCGCUUUUUCUCUACACCCAAACAAGCGAAAUGGCCGCCGUGUGCGUCUCCUCCAAGGCCGUGGCCGUCCGCCCGGCGACCCGCGUGGCUUCGCGCCCCGCUGCUCGCAUGGUGGUCCGCGCCAGCGCUAAGCCCGCUCAGAUCAGCGAGAAGGCCAUCGCCGCUGGCGUGAGCGCUGCCGCUGCCGCCUCGCUGGCCCUGGCUCCCAUUGCCGAGGCUGCCGUGACCCCCUCUCUGAAGAACUUCCUGGGCUCCCUGAUUGCUGGCGCGACCGUCCUGGGCGGCAUUGCCCUGGCCAUCACCGCCGUGUCGAAGUUCGACAAGACUAUCCGCUAAAUGUUCGGCUCGCUCGAUCAUCGUGGACGCGAGUGUUUAGUGCAGCUUUAGAUCGGAGGCACGGAGCGCUCUUGCAGCAGCGGUGGCGCUCUGUGGACGUCAGCAGCUGGAGUUCAGCAGCUGAUCUAGGAGGUGUUGGCGGAGGAGCGUACGCAAGCAUGCUUGCGGGCGAGGGCGGACCGCGCGAUGUCGCGCGGGCGUGAGGUCUGUCAUCGGAUUCGGGCGACGUGGUAUCUACUGAGGGGCCGGGUACUCGCGUUGAGGAUGUUUUUUGCGUGUGUAUCAUAUGCGCUGACUUAUCGCAGCGCAGUGGAGAUAAGUCUAGUUAUUGCGACGUAACUGCCGUGUUGCGUUAGAGUCACGCACGGCGCAGGACGCUCGGGCAACGGGCUCCGCGCCCUUGCUUCAUGGACAAUGCGCCGCGUACGUGUUCUUAUGAUACGGCCUGUGCGCCGCAAGCAACGGGCUCCGCACCCUUGUUUUAUGGACAAUUCACGGCAUACGUGCCCGUAUGAUGUGACCUGUGUGCCGCAAGCAACGGCUUCGCACCCUUGCUUUUGGGUAAUAGAUGGCAUACGUGCCCUUAUGAUACGACCUGUGUGCCGCAAGCAACGGGCUCCACACUCUUGCGUUGUGGAUUAUAGACGGCAUUGAAAUGCUUACGUGCCUUCGUUGUACAUGCCUUUGCGUUGUGGACAAUGUGUGGUCUGAGCGCCACGUUCGGAUACGGCGUGUGUGCCGCCAGCAACAGGCUUUGCGCCUCGCAUCAUGUGUCUUGCGAUAUGGCCUGUGUGCCGCAUGCAAUUAUGCUGCCUGCCCUGUCGUUAUGGACGCUUCGACUUGUUGCGUGCCCUGCUGCGUGCCCUGUCGCAAUACGCCUUGAGUGUACCGUGCACGGCAAGCCUGCGCCUCGCUAUUGCUUCGUGUUGACAACGGAGCGGGCUUACGUGAUCAUGCGUCACCCUGUACGUCUUGAGGUCCGCACGCACAUCAUACUAUCACGCGGCACCACCCUUGUAGUUUGGCUGACGCACCCCAAGCCAACCUAUAUGCAUUCGAUGUGUGCACUAGGCCCAAGUGCCGAAUUUGUUUUUCCGGAUAUUUCGCCCUCACUGCCGUGGCGUACGGUAUCGGCACGUACGGGACAUUGUGUGCAUGCAUCCCCGCGGCGUUUGGAGGCAAACAUUCACGUGCGCGCCUGUCCUGCGUCCGCCGGGGUGAUGCUAUCUAUGGGUGUACCUACUGCUUGAUUGGUAGUGACUCUUAUGCAAGACACUGCAAAUCUCAAGCAUGGCACCUAGCUAGCAAGAAAGAAAUUAGUGUUCGUGGCCAUGCUGCACGGCUGGGCAUGGCUGCCCGCAUCCUACACCACGACGGCGCGGGUGAACGAAGGGCAGGUUGCCGCGCGUGACUCGCGUACGUAAAACCGCUCUAGUGUUGCAACUCGCGCCUUCUCCUGCGUGGCGCAUGUUGGCUAGCCUGUCCCAGCUUCGAGUCACGACGUUGUUAUUAUUCCCAAGGUUGUUCCGAGCAGCCUACAACGUCAACACGUGUUAUGGCAUGGCCCUGGGGGCCGGUAGAGAGUACCGAGGUCUCCAGUGGUUCGUGCCAACACGUGCCAACACGCACUGUUACCUUUCCUGGGCACACGGACGGCCACAGCUGCCCACAAGCCACACACCUGAACAAGGAUGCAUGUGUUUCCCUGUAACGCCCCGGCGUCGUCUGCAUGGCUGGCGCACGCGGGAUAACGCAUGUGUGUUUCUGUCGUGGCCAUUGGUGCACCUGAUACGUUUCCAAUAUCCCCAAGCACGAAGCUCGUUCUAUUGACCGCUGUUGAGUGUGCAACUAGGACCGUACGUUCGUGCGCAAGCUAGGCGAUGGGCGGAGCGCUCCGCGGUGUUCGAGACACAUGAUUUCGGUAGCGCAAGGGCACGAACGCCACCGCCAUCACCGCCGACCGCACCUUGGUUUGCAUGACCGGCCGUUGGGCCAAGCGCUUUGCGAGAAGAGCUGCAUACGCGAAGCCAAUCAAGCCCAGCCACCAGGGCUGCCGUCGCCCGCACCAUGACCUCCCGGCGUUGAGGACUACUACCAAACUCUGGCAGCACUUUCGGCCACUAGUGCAACCUCAACACGGGCGGGCUGGGGCGGGCACGGCGGACUUGGUGGGGUUAUCGGGAGCUGCGAGGCCGGAGGUAGGAGGCCGCUGAGGGCCACGAAUGAGUUGCUAGGCCGCUUGAGGCAUGAGUGGAGGCUAUUGUCGGUUUGAGAGAUUGGGAUUGUCGUUUGGGGCCGUGGCGGUUUGUAACGCUACACGGCAGUAAGGAGUCAAUAAGGCCAUGCACAUUUUUUCCAUCGUGUCAUCGAGAAGACCAAACAAUUUGGCACGGUAAACGUGCUUGGCCGAUGUAACUGUUGUGGCCCCUCAAUAUCAUGCUGCUGCGUCCGGUGCCGCUGGGGUGGUUGGUGGGAGAGGGCUCGGGCAGCACGCCACCCCGACCAGGGUACGGACAGGUACGGGUGUCAGCGAGCCGAGGGAGAGGGGUCGGCAAGACCCAGCAUCAAGAGCUGGGCUGGAGGCUCACCGUCGCAUCUCGCAGCUACCCCUUGGUUGCCUUGUUACGGGGACGAAAGAAGGACCAAAGCAGAC